This is a messenger RNA of Diaporthe amygdali, 354 nucleotides long. RefSeq lists its product as uncharacterized. Bases 1 to 354 code for a protein of 117 amino acids. Lineage: Eukaryota; Fungi; Ascomycota; Sordariomycetes; Diaporthales; Diaporthaceae. The transcript is spliced from 2 exons. The record is from RefSeq and is a predicted model, not a curated record.
AUGCGCUUCUUCGCCCCUCUUCUCACGGCCCUGCCAUCCCUCCAGACUGUCUCUACCAUCCCACAACCGACGUCGUCCUGCGCCACCCCAACAGCCACGGUCACCGCGAUCCGACAGCACCUGCACUGCGGCCGCUAUGUCUGCCCCCCUCCCAGCUCGGUCUGCGUCGCCGGCGAGCCCACAGGCCCAACACCCAGGCCGCCGUACGUGUUCAUGACGGCCACCCCGGCGCCGCAUGCCUGCACCGUCACCGCCAACGCUAUCGACAACCCGGGCUGUAACCUGUGCCCGACUUGCCAUGUCCCUGCCGGUGGUGCAUCCGUGGCUCGUGCUACGUCUACGUUUUCUGGUUAG